Molecule: messenger RNA, 1706 nt
Organism: Planococcus citri (citrus mealybug)
Lineage: Eukaryota; Metazoa; Arthropoda; Insecta; Hemiptera; Pseudococcidae
Exons: 5
Coding region: 148-1542 (464 amino acids)
Source: RefSeq, a predicted model, not a curated record
AAACAUGUAAGAGUAGACGAAAUAAAUAAAUAUGUACAAUAAUUGUACAUAUAAAUACUGAUUUACCAAAGUAGGUACCUUCACAACUUCGAACUACUGUGUGUAAUUUUGUUCUUUGACUACGUUGAUUAUAUAAAAUAUAACGCAAUGAAAUUUUUGACUACAGUGCUUCUAAGUUUAUUUUGUUUUAAUUUUGAUGGAAGCGGUGGUCAAAUUAAUCUCAAUCAGCCAUUAUUAGAGAACAACGAAUCGGCUCAAGGUUCAUCUGUAUAUGCCACCGCCACACCUGCUUCUGCGUCAGACUCUCUGGAGACCAUUUCCAUUCAAGAUUUAUUAUUAUCCGGUGUAGAUGGAAAUGAGAAAAUCAAGAAAAGAAUCAUCAGCGAAAUAAAGGAUUUUCCUAAGAAUUUCAGAGAUUACCGAAAGCCAAUAGUUUUCACAACAGCGGAUUACUCUUUUCCUAAGAAGUUGGUCAAAUAUGAUAUGGAUAAAGGAUACAUUGUCUUUCGUGAUGUAAGCGUAUCUCAAUGGUACGAUUAUAGCGAAAAUGCAAACACCGUAUUUUCAUAUUCUAUGACUUGUGAUCCGCCAUCGACGGCUAAAAUACGCGUGGCAUUACCAACGAAUUUGAAAUUCGUAUCCAAUUUUUCAAUAACACACCCACUAGUUGAAACAACAAAGCAAGGAGUAAUUACGAUUGUAAUAAGAAAUGGUACCAUACUGAAGCAAAUUAAGGCUAUGAAUUACACUGCUAGUAAUGUAGAAGAUGCAUUUUUCCUUUCGUACACAAAUUCAAAUGUUGAUGUACAAUUCGAAGGACCUCAAACACUGGUCUACAAUAAAGUGGAAUCUUUCUUGGAUGAAAUAACGUCCUCAUUACGAGAUCUUUUCGCUCAACAAUUGAACGAGCAAAUGGAAGAACGCGGAUUAGACUUAGUUUCAGACUGUUCAAAAGUUCGAUCGACAGAACCACAAGUUAAAAAAGUCAAUUUACCCUACUUUAAUAAUUUUUUGAACAAUUUAUACGUAAUACCUGAAAUGAAAGUCGAUACAUGGCAGGGAAUAACCAUAAGCGCAGGACCUAUCGUAAUCGAUGGAUUUUCUUUCAACAGCACUGAAUUUACCGUUUCACAAACAUAUGUGCCCAAUUGUUGUCGUCCAAAACAAUUGAUUUCACGUCUUAAAACUGGAUCACUGAAGGGUAAAUUUGAUUGGAAUUAUAAUCUAGGCGUGAGUAACGAUAAUGAGAACAAUUCUACGUCUGUUUUCUUUUUCGCCAUCGAUAACAUUCUAUUUGAAAAUGUUUUCUCGACGUAUAACCGUCAUUAUGGAGGUUUCACACAAAGCAUGGAAGUAUAUCUGGGUAAAACAAAACUGAGACCAUCGAAAUCUAUUUCCGAUAUCACCGAAGUAAAAUUUGCGGAAUUCGUUCUAUCCGAAUAUUUAAAAUCCGCGAUUUCCGAUUCUUUGAAAUCGUCUCUGUCAGCUGAAAAGACUGACGAUUCGCAAAGGUCUUUUUUCAACAGUUUUUUCGAUACCUAACUGAUUAGAUCGAAGCAGAUUUGCGUGAACUUAAUGCCGAUUAUUCAACAGACGUGAUGUGACAUUAAUAACAUCGAAUAGGUACUUAUUUUUUAAAGUUCUUAACGAAUAUUGUACACUUAAUUUUAAGUAUCAAGAAUACAAAUACACGAGUAGACUGAUCA